CAAUCAUUUACCUUUGAAUUCCUCGUUGUGGUGACCUGUAAGUAGAGUUACGUUGGUCCCAGCGUGCAAUGGAGGUGGAAGGGUGCCAGGGAAAAGAUGGCCGUGGGAGAGGUGAGUUUAGAAGAGGACGAGAAGGAAGGGAUGAUUAUCAUCAGCAUCGCUAUCAGGAUCAGAGGGUCUCUGGGAAACGACAUGGAGGGGCCCAAAGGAAAUCGGGGGAUCGUGAUGUUUUCAGUCAUGGAGGUGAAGGGGAAGAGUCCGGCAGAGGUGGGUAUGGUGGUCGUGAAUGGAGAAGGAGUGAGCGCCAUCCUUAUCGUCGGCAUUAUCAUCCUUAUCGUCGGCAUCAUGGCCAAGGACAUAGUGGGGCUCAAGGGUAUCUGGCGGCUGGUGAGGAAUUCAGUUACGGUGGUAGAGAUGGGUCGUCCAGUGGUCGUGGAGAGAAAUGGAGAGGAGGAGAAAGCCCGCAGCAACAACAUUAUCAUCACCAGGAUGAGAGGGUUUCAGGGCAAAGUUGGGCCCAGGAGACGCCGGUUGCAUGUCAGGGUUUCAGACAUGAUGGUGAAGAUGUGUCUGACAGAGUUGGGUACGGUGGUCGUGGAGGCGGAGAAAGAGGAAUUCGGAGGAGGUCGCCCGCUGCGUCAUACUCUCAAGCUGGCCCGGACCUGGACAGAUCUUCUCCUGCUCCAGAUCCCGUUCCAAAUCCUAUUAUUAGAGACAUGCAAACAGGGAGAAUUCCAGAACAAGUGCCUACAGUAUUGUCUUCUCCAGAGAAUAUGAGUAGAACUGUCCCAGUUAAGCGGCCUGAUAAAGGUGGCCAAUUAUGCAUUCGAACUGUUCGGCUCCAUGUCAACCAUUUUCCUGUCAGGUUCAACCCUCACAGCAUCAUUAGGCACUAUGAUAUUGAUGUCAAACCAGCUGAACCGAAGAAAAAUGGUCGGCCUGAGAAAAUAUCUAAGUCUGACCUAUCUGUGAUCCGAAACAAGCUUUUUAUGGAUAAUCCCUCUCAAUUUCCACUGUCUAUGACUGCAUAUGAUGGUGAGAAAAACAUAUUUAGUGCAGUUAAUUUACCAGAAGGAAAAUUUAUGGUGCAAUUCUCAGAGGGGGAAGAUAUGAAGCAUCGCACCUAUGAAUUUUCUAUAAAGCUUGUGAGUGAGCUCAAACUCUGCAAGUUGAGGGAUUACUUGAGUAGGAACCUCUUCUCAAUUCCCCGUGACAUAUUGCAAGGAAUGGAUGUGGUAAUCAAGGAGAAGCCAGCCAAGUGUAUGAUCCCUGUUGGCAGGAGCUUCCAUUUUGCUGAACAUCAUGCUGAUGAUGACCUUGGAUUGGGCAUCACCGUAUCUAGAGGAAUUCAAUAUAGCCUCAAGCCCACUGUCCAGGGUCUAGCAUUGUGUUUAGACUACUCUGUUUUGGCAUUUCGUAAGCGAAUGCCGGUUUUAGAUUUUCUGAUGGAGCAUAUUCGUGGCUUUGAUUUAAAUAAUUUCAAUAUGUUUAGGAGAGACGUUGAGCAGGCUUUGAAGAACUUGAAAGUUACAGUGACUCAUCGUAUAACAAAACAAAAAUAUACUAUUGUUGGGCUGACUAGGGAGAAGACUCGAGAUCUUUGCUUUCCUCUUGUAGACACUGAUGAGGGGAAUGCAGCACCAAGGCCUGUUUUCCUAGUUGAUUAUUUCCGGGAAAAACAUGGAAGGAAUAUCUUGUAUCUGGAUAUUCCUUGCCUAAAUGUGAGUAGGAGCAAGCGGGUGAACUACUUACCAAUGGAGUUCUGUGUCUUAGCUGAGGGGCAGAUAUAUCCAAAAGAGGUUUUGGAAAGCUUGGACGAAGGUAGAGCUGGAUUUUUGAAGCGAAUUUCACUAGUAAGACCGAAGGAAAGGGCGAGGAGGAUACAUGACAUGGUACGGUCCAGUGAUGGACCUUGCAGUGGAGAGAUAAUCCAAAAUUUUGGAAUUGAAAUUGACAAGAACAUGACAUCAGUGUUCGGACGUGUUAUUGGGCCUCCUAUGUUGAAGCUUGCUACCACCACUGGCAAGGAGAUCAAUGUAUCAGUUGACAAAGAAAAGUGCCACUGGAACUUGGUUGGUAAAGCAGUGGUGGAAGGCAGAGCAGUUGAGCGCUGGGCUGUGCUUGAUUUCACCGAAAAUGAUCGAUUUCAAUGGAAUCGUGGUCAAUUCGUUCGAAAAUUGAUUGCUAAAUGCAGGAGUCUGGGGAUGAAAAUGGGGGAGCAUCUUUUUUAUCAUUGCACAGUGAUGAAAAAACUUUCUAACAUUGAUGUGCUUCGUGAAUUGCUCGAAGGUCUUAGUAAUCAAGCUUAUAAGACGAAAGGCCAUUUACAAAUUCUAAUUUGUGUAAUGACAAGGAAAGAUGAGGGCUACAAGUAUCUCAAGUGGAUCUCUGAAACUAGACUCGGUUUGGUAACUCAAUGUUGUUUAUCCAACAAUAUUGCGAAAAAAGGUGACCAGUAUCUUUCUAAUCUUGCUUUGAAGAUCAAUGCUAAGCUUGGGGGCAGCAAUGUGGAGUUGAUUGACCGGCUUCCUUACUUCCGAGGUGAUAGCUCUGUUAUGUUUGUGGGAGCUGAUGUUAAUCAUCCUGGUUCACGCAAUAAAACUAGCCCUUCAAUCGCAGCUGUGGUAGCCACUGUGAAUUGGCCUGCAGCGAAUCGCUAUGCGGCUCGGGUUCGUCCCCAGGAACAUCGUAAGGAGAAGAUACUACAUUUUGGGGAAAUGUGUUUAGAUCUUGUUAGAUACUAUGCUUUCAGAAAUAAGGUCAAACCCGAAAAAAUUGUGAUAUUCCGCGAUGGCGUGAGUGAAGGUCAGUUUGAUAUGGUCCUCAAUGAAGAGCUAGUAGAUCUCAAGAAGGCAUUCCUGGCAGUGAAUUACAAUCCGACUAUCACUCUCAUUGUCGCUCAAAAGCGGCAUCAAACUCGUUUGUUUCCAGAGAACGAGAGGGAUGGGAACGUGCCUCCUGGCACCGUUGUGGAUACUACAAUUGUGCAUCCUUUUGAGUUUGACUUCUAUCUUUGCAGUCACUAUGGAAACUUGGGCACCAGCAAACCCACACAUUAUUACGUGUUGUGGGAUGAGCAUGGGAUUUCAUCCGAUGAACUGCAGCAGCUCAUUUACAACCUGUGCUUCACAUUUUCGCGGUGCACAAAACCAGUAUCAUUGGUCCCACCAGUGUACUAUGCUGAUCUUGUUGCAUAUAGGGGUCAGAUGUACCAUGAAGCAGUGAUUGAAGGACAGUCUUCAGUUUCAACAUCUUUUGAUGAGAGGUUCUUCAAGCUGCACACCGAUUUGGAGAACGCAAUGUUUUUUGUCUGAACAAAGCAAGAUGCCAACUCCCUCCAUGAACAAUUGGGAUGGAGAUGGCUCCUCUCUUUUGUUGAAUUGCCCAAAUCACGGGUUUACUCCUUUAACUAAACGUAAAGGGGUUUGUGCGCGAAUCUAAUGGGUAGUACACACCAUGGGACUUUAGGGAAUGGUAUUUUGCUUUGGACUUAUGCAUCAGACUUGAAUUAUGAUAAUAUAGUGGGACUCAAUUU
Molecule: messenger RNA, 3535 nt
Organism: Rubroshorea leprosula
Lineage: Eukaryota; Viridiplantae; Streptophyta; Magnoliopsida; Malvales; Dipterocarpaceae
Source: the annotation of a GenBank genome assembly